Ceratina calcarata is the source of this 3298-nucleotide messenger RNA. Its product is annotated as palmitoyltransferase ZDHHC15B. Bases 363 to 1484 code for a protein of 373 amino acids. The transcript is spliced from 9 exons. The record is from RefSeq and is a predicted model, not a curated record. Lineage: Eukaryota; Metazoa; Arthropoda; Insecta; Hymenoptera; Apidae. Gene Ontology annotation, molecular function: palmitoyltransferase activity.
GAGGAAAGGCCGUUCCAUACAUAUGAACUUUACUUCAAUCAAAUUGUAAAGCGUAGCAACGAUUUGUCCAUUACCAAACGAAGAUGCUCUCUUUUGAUAUGUGGCAGUAAUACGAAAGGGGCGAUGUGAAAAUUUUGUUUUUAUCUGGAAAAGUAAUUUUCAAUUCGGUGCAUAGAGAUAGACAGUAGACACCUGUAAUGUUGAUAGAGAAAAUAUACUAAAGACGAGAUAAUACCCGAUUGUUUAUUGUAAGAUGGUUUCAUAUUAUAAUGGAGAAACUAGCUGCAUGUGUACGGUUCUUCGCGCAAGGUGUCCGCAAUGGUGCAUCGGUUUGAUAAUGGUAAAAAAUAAUGUUUACCUGAAUGAUGUAUAAUCCCGCACCCAUGUAUAUCUGUAAUACAGUGAAUAGAAUGGGAAAACAAAACGGAUCUUGUUGGUGGUUUGUGAAAGCCGUGAAAUGGAUACCAGUUAUUUUCAUCUUGACGGUAGUAAUGUGGUCGUAUUAUGCUUAUGUGGUGCAGUUAUGUUUUUAUACUGUAGAUAAUUAUGUCCAAAAAGCAUUUUAUUUGUUCAUUUAUCAUAUCCUCUUUCUACUAUUUUUAUGGUCCUAUUGGCAGACCAUAUUUACAGAUUUAAUCGAAAUACCCGACAAGUUCAAAAUACCAGAUGUAGAAAUGGGAAAAGUUCAACAAGCAGAGACGGAAGAAGCACAGAGACAAAUUUUAGAAAGAUUUGCACAAGAUCUUCCAGUUACUAAUCGUACUAUGAAAGGAGUAAUACGUUUUUGUGAAAAAUGUCAGUUAAUUAAGCCAGAUAGAGCACACCAUUGUAGUGUGUGUAAUACAUGUAUUUUGAAAAUGGAUCAUCAUUGUCCAUGGGUGAACAACUGUGUAGGUUUUCACAAUUACAAAUUCUUCAUGUUGUUUAUGGCAUAUGCACUUCUUUAUUGUAUAUUCAUUACUGUUACAUCUUUACAGUACUUUAUACGUUUUUGGAAAGGGGAAUUGGAUGGAGUGGGUAGAUUUCAUCUACUGUUCUUAUUCUUUGUCGCACUGAUAUUUGCAAUUAGUUUAAAUUCCCUUUUCCUCUAUCAUUGCUACCUUGUUUUACACAAUAGAUCUACGUUAGAGGCCUUUACACCACCUAUGUUCAGCACAGGGAAGGAUAAAGAUGGUUUUAGCCUUGGAAAAUACAAUAAUUUCCAAGAAGUAUUUGGUGAUAAUCCUAAGCUAUGGUUCCUUCCUGUUUUCACUAGUCUUGGAAACGGUGUCACCUUUCCGGUACGUGCGCAACAUCAAGGCACACCCAAUACUUACGACUCCAUGGGCAGUACUCGAAACAGUUUUGGCGAUGGGGUAAACUUUCCUGAACGGCUGUGCAAUGAAGACACACAUACUCUGUUGGGACCUACUACCCAACAGUGGGGUGAUGAGACCGAGCUUGACUCUCCACCUCUCUAUGGGUCGCAAUCAGGUAUCGUGUAGUCUGUGAAUCCCUAAUUGAGGCGAUGCGGUAGACCUACAUGCAUUGCCCGAGAAUAGGUAGUACUUCUGGUACAAAACUCAUGUUAGCCAUAUGUACAUACUCUUUGUGCUAGAUGUACGAACAGAAUACAUAUUACUCGACUACAUGAGUGAUUCUACAUACUGAUACUACUACUACUACUAGCUCAUACUUUUGACCAUUUUUUUCUUACAAAUAGGUUGUAAUAGUUAUUGCUUUAUUAAAGAAGAGAUGGAGUAUUUAUUCUCUAAAAUACUUCUAAUAAAUAGGAAUAAAAACUGGGAGUACUUUAAACCUGUAUUUAAUGUAAACUCUUUAUUUGUAUGACAUCAUUUUUAAAAUAGUAAUUGACUAAGAAUGUUAUGGCAUCAAAUGAAUCGUUCUAAGAGUACGAUUUAAUAAAGAGUUUACCAUGAAAUUGUAUUUGAUGUACGUAAAAAACAUUUAAUUGCUAAUUUAAUGUAAUAAUAAUAGUCGAUACAUGACGAUUAUGCUUAAAAGUAACGAUAAAAGGAAUACGUAGUGAACGAUGCAUUUUUUUAUAAUGAUUAGUACAUAAAUGUACAAUUUGUACAAUAAAAUAUUUAGAGAAUUAUGCUUAAAAGAUGAAUGAAGAUUGUAUAAAUUGUAUAUUAAUUUUAUGUUAUCACAUUUGUUAUUUAUGCAUUUACUGAUUUAUAGAAUAUGUGUGAUAUUCUUCUUAUGAUAUAAAUAUAUGUAAAUUUCAUUGUCUAUAUUACUAAUUACAGAACACUGUAAUAAAGAACAAAGAAAAAUAAAUUGAUAAAAUCAGAGCAUCUCAUGUAUUUAUAAUGUACGAAAUACUGGAACUUCAAUUCUUUUUUUAUUGAGAAUUAUUUCCGUAGUCGCAUGCAUGUCCAACUACAAACAAUUCACUUACAAGAACUUAUUAUAAGUAGUUGUAUAAUUCGUUAUAAAAACUCAACAGGCUGUAGUUGCAUGAAUGGUUCCUUUUUUUUAUUAACUAUCCUUCUAUUGUAUUUCGUGAUGAUAAUGUAUUUUUAAUAACUUAAUAACAUUAAUCCAGAGAGAAGCAUGCUAUUUACACUUUGAAAUAAGUCUAUCACUUUCUUCAUACGGCAAGCAUAAUAAUUAAAUUAUUUCAUUCAUUACAGUUUUGUACUUAACGCCAGUGUGUCUAUAUAUCACUAUAUAUUCAACUAAUUCAGUAAUUAGGUUGAGUUUUUGGCUACAGGUCCACCAUUGAUCAAAUGACAUUGGUACAAGAAGCUACAAUUUUGGCACUUGGCACUGGGUAAUGUUAAGUGGCUGUUUAAAAGUGUGUCUGACUCUGUUCAAACUUUCAUGAUUGAGAUCUAUCACCUCGCAUAAAAUAACUACAAGCCCUUUACAGUUCCAUUAUGAAAUCAGAAAUAUAUUCAUUUUGUACAUGAUCUGUAUUUAACUUAUCAUACUGUUAUUAAUACUUGCAAUUUUUAUCAUGAAUCACAUGUUUCAUAUGUCAUCAUUCUCUGCAUCAAUUUUUAAUGUAUCAAAACACGUAUAUCAAAGGUAAUUGCAUACUUACAUGCUGAAUCCUGUAUAGCAUAAUUAAAUUUUGUAUUACUGCAUGUCUAAAGCCUCUUUUUAUUUAUAAACUCUAACAUUGAAUGCUUUUUCAUGCAGGCAAAAUACGCAAUGUAAUGUAAUGGCUUUUUGUGAAAUCAUGCAGCAUAACUAUUUGCGUUCAUCGAUACUAAAUCUUGUCAAUGUUCAUCCAAAUAAAUUUUCGCAUAUUUCUUAUAAUGUAUUAGUACUUAAUAUUACAAUUUUG